Molecule: messenger RNA, 1212 nt
Organism: Lasiosphaeria miniovina
Lineage: Eukaryota; Fungi; Ascomycota; Sordariomycetes; Sordariales; Lasiosphaeriaceae
Exons: 1
Coding region: 140-988 (282 amino acids)
Source: RefSeq, a predicted model, not a curated record
GUCUUGUACGAUUCUUUAUAGCAUAAGGGUGGGGUGUGCGAGUUGGGAGGAUCUCCUUUCUUUCUCUCUUUUCAACUUACCCUUUCUGUAGUAGUGGACGAGGGCGCACAGGAACAGCAGCACGAUCAGCGAGCCUACGAUGAUGACAACGAUGGCCCAGACGGGAAUCGCGAGGCCGGCCCCCUGCGCCGGGCGGUUGUUGUUGUUGAUGAUGAUAGGCGCCCCGGCAGUGCCUCCCGUCUUGGUGCCCGAUGUGCCGGAGCUUAUGCCGGUGCCUGUACCAACGCCGACGCCAGCGCCAAUGCCAGCGCCAACGCCGGCGGCAGUCCCCGACCCCGAGGAUCCAGAGCUUUUGGUUCCCGAGGUCGACGACCCAGACCCGAAGCUUGAACCAGAUCCCGAGCCUGAAGAGGAGCUGCUUCCUUUGGAGCCCGAGGAAGAAGAAGAAGAAGACCCCGAGUGGGACGACGAGCCGCCUCGGCCUCCUCCCGAGCCGCCGCCUCCGCGCGGGCCGCGCGUCUCAAUCCGGGAGCGCGCGCCGGGCAAGACGCGGCCUCUACCCCUGAGCUGGCUCGGUGCCUGUUUGGUCGUGAUGGGAUUGCGGCUCCUCAUGGCCGCCGACUUUUUUUUGCCGUUUGCUGCUGGCGACCUUUUCGAGGUUUGUCGACUUUCGGAAAUAUUCCCCACCCUCUCUUUCGUGCCCUUUUUUCGAAGUGCCGACGGCAAAAGAUAUGGCUUCUUUUCCUACCGACCUUGCCUACCUACACUCUCUCGACUUUUUGAGAUUUCAGAGCGCCUGAUUCAUUAUAUAGGUACAAUUGCACUGCGUUAUUCGCGUGCUCGGUUAGGACAAGAAUCCGGCCUAGGACGCGCUCGAGGCUGGUGUGCGGCUGAGGGGUUGCCAAGUCUGCCUUCAUCUUCCCAAUGCGGGCAGUUGGCCAUGCACAAAAAAGAAAAUCAAUCAUUGGACGGGAUCGGCAUCGCCUAAAAAGAAUAAGGAAGCUCAACCUCUCUCUCCAGCGCGCGCCGUUGUAACGUCCUUGCUAUUUCUAAUCAUAUUUCUCGAAUGCGCUGGCUGGACAUUUUCGUUUUCCUUUUUUUGUCUCUCCUCAAAACCUCGUCUGAGCCCAGCCAGCUCAGCUCCGUGGAGUUUAUAAGUGCGAGAUUGACAUCUCCGGGGGGUAUGGGGAGAGUAGGGCGGGGUUGUAUGUA